AACUACGUCACAAUGAGCCAUGUCAUAAUGGCAUCUAUUAUCUCGACUCUGUUCAUCUUAGCCUGGCUCUCAAGCCUUGGGUAUAGUCUAUUUGUGUGUCCCGAGGUCUGUCAUUGUUCAGAACCUGCUAGGAUAGUGGAUUGCUCUUCGUCAGGGCUAUCAUUUGUGCCUAAAGUGCAAGAUAAUACUUUGAGAUUAUACUUGGGCGACAACGAUAUUGCUAAUCUUACUUCUCUCUCCUUCUCAAAACUGCACAAGUUAACGUACCUGAUUAUAUCAAACAACAGGAUCAGCCACAUAACAGAGGAUACCUUUCAUGGGCUUACGUCAUUGAAAUAUCUGGUACUCGAUUCUAACAGAAUAACAACACUACCUAAAAGAUUACUCAGAUCUCAACACCAGUUGAGAACACUGUGAGCUUAUACUUCAUAUACA
Amphimedon queenslandica is the source of this 435-nucleotide messenger RNA. RefSeq names its product leucine-rich repeat and transmembrane domain-containing protein 1-like. The coding region runs from base 13 to 417 and encodes 134 amino acids. The record is from RefSeq and is a predicted model, not a curated record. The transcript is spliced from 4 exons. Gene Ontology annotation, molecular function: protein binding. Lineage: Eukaryota; Metazoa; Porifera; Demospongiae; Haplosclerida; Niphatidae.